Molecule: messenger RNA, 9813 nt
Organism: Carcharodon carcharias (great white shark)
Lineage: Eukaryota; Metazoa; Chordata; Chondrichthyes; Lamniformes; Lamnidae
Gene: prrc2c
Product: proline-rich coiled-coil 2C
Exons: 35
Coding region: 261-8684 (2807 amino acids)
Biological process (GO): cell differentiation
Source: RefSeq, a predicted model, not a curated record
CGAGGGAAGUAAAGGGGGGGGGGGGGAAAUUGAAGAAGCGAGAGAAACUGACUGAUUGACAGCUUCUUCAUCGCCGGACCGGCUCUCCAAAACACCCGGCCCCGAACCGCAUCCGCCGCCUUUAUCGACACAUUUCCCGCGGCGUCUUUUCUUCUGAGGGAAUCGGGAGAAACAGAAAGCGGAGAAACAGCGGACGCCGAGGAGGUGGCUGGUUCUGAGGGUGAUCCAGGCCGUGCCAGACUCGAUGAAUUUCCAUUGAAAUGUCCGAGAGGUCAGGCCAGAGCACAAAGGCAAAGGAUGGGAAAACUAAGUAUGCGACACUCAACCUGUUUAACACGUACAAGGGGAAGUCGAUAGAGACUCAGAAAAAUUCAGUUGCGGCACGCCAUGGAUUGCAGAGCCUGGGAAAAGUGGCCAGCUCACGACGCAUACCACCGCCUGCCAAUCUUCCGAGCCUCAAAGCAGAGAACAAGGGAAAUGAUCCCAAUGUGAAUAUCAUACCAAAGGAUGGAUCAGGAUGGGUCACCAAAUCUGAACAGCAAGAGGAGAGUAACAGUACCACUGAAGCCCAAGUACAAGAAUCACAGCAGCCCAGUUCAGAACCCCCAGCUCCAAGCAUACCGGAGGUACCUGUUGUGAAAUCCUGGGCCCAGACCAAUAACAAGCACACUGGACAAGGAGAUGGAAACCAAUGCUUAAACACUCACUUUCAACAUGAGUUCCCCAGCCUGCAGGCAGCUGGAGAUCAAAAGGAAUUACCAGAUGAGGCUUAUGGACCUGGACCUAGCUUGCGUCCACAAAAUGUUGCUUGUUGGCGAGAUGGUGGCGGGAAAACUCUUCCCAUUAUGCCUGGUGGAUCCCUGGAUCAAGAUGGGAAGCCUUGUACUUUAGAAGAUGGAGGGACUGUCACACCAGAACUGAGUGAUAGCCACAAAGGUCUUGAUAAGCGGGAUGGACGGGAAAAACCAUCAUUGCCACUCACUAAGAUAAAUGGACAGCUGAUUAUUCCACCUGCGCCACAAUUUAGAGGAAUAAUGCCACCUUAUAUGUCUCACACAUCUAAAAUACAGUUUCCACAUCGGCUACCAUAUCCAGCACCAAGUACCAAGAACCAAAGUAGUUCCUUGAGGCAACAGCAUUCUCAAUGGUGUCUUGACCUUCAUGAGCGACCUUCCAUUAUUAGCGCAAAUGAAUUGAAGGAGCUCGAUAACCUGGACACAGAAACUGAUGAUGGCUGGGCAGGAGCACAGUCUGAGGUGGAUUAUACAGAGAAACUAAAUUUUAGUGAUGAGGAUGAGGGAGCAUCCAUGCAGAAAGAAGAUGAUGAAAGCAGUGGUGACAGGGGUGAGCAAAUCAGUAAAGCUGAACGCCUUGGAUCAAAAACUUCAGAGAGUUCUGAUGGCCAAAAAGAAAUCAAUGAGUGUCCCAGCAAUAAAGGUUCAUCAGAUGAGAGUGCAGUAUUGCAGGCAGCUCCACAGUCACCAAACAAGAGCUCUUCCACCAGAGGCCUACAGACUGAUCGUCAGGAUUUGGGACGGACAUCAGUGCAACCUGUGGCACGUGAAUUGCGUGGACUAGGAAGUGUUUCUGUUAAUCAGAAACCAGCUUCCCAGCACCCACCUCCAAAUCGUCAGAUUGGACCUGGAAAAUAUGCUACUACCAAACCUUUAUUACCAAGUGAAGGUGAUGAAGCUUGGAGACAAAGAAGGAAACCAUCAAUGUCUGAUGUUUCAGCAGCUGUUGAAAGAGCUAGAAAACGGCGUGAGGAAGAAGAGCGACGCAUGGAGGAGCAACGUUUGGCAGCCUGCGCAGAAAAGUUGAAGAAACUUGACGAAAAGUAUGGAACUCAGUCAAAAGAGAGAAAGGAAAAAGCAAAAGAGAAGGAAAAGGCAAAGGGAAACGAGAGAGAAAACAUCAAGGAAAUAGAGAAGGAAAAUGCAAAGGGAAAUGAGAAUGAAAAAGCAAAGGAGAAAGAAAAUGAGAAUGAAAAAGAAAAGAAAGAAACUGAGAAAGAACAGGAGAAGGAACAAGAACAGGAAAUUGUGAAGGAACAGCCAGAGGAAAUGGAAAAAGAACAGGAGAAGGAGAAAGAAGAGGAGAAACAACAAGGACAAGAAGAGGAGAAGGCGAAAGAACAAGAAAAGGAAAAUGGGGAAGAGCUAGAACAGGAGCAAAAACAAGAACUGGAAAAGGAGAAGGAAAAUGAAAACGAAAAUGAGCAGGAGGUGGAAAAGAGCGAGGAAGAACCACAGAGCGAGUUUGAUGAUUUCAAAUUCCAAAAAGCAGAAGAUGAUGCUUCUCAGCCUGUCGUUCAACUGGACAGUACUUUCAACGAGAAGGAGGUUGCUCAAACACCAAAUGACAUCGAUGGUGAUUUGGGGUCCCAAACACGGCCUGCUGUUCCCACCGGUUACUCAAAGCAGUUUCAGAAGUCAUUGCCACCUCGAUUCCAGCGACAACAGGAACAGAUGAUGAAGCAACAGCAAUGGCAGCAGCAACCGCCAGGCGUUCAUCAGCAACAAACGCAGCCCCAAACUCCAGCCCAGCCUCAAACCCAAGCCCAGGCCCAGCCUCAGCCAUCUGGAACACCGGUGCCUCCACCACAGCACAGGCCCUUAUACCAGACUCCCCUAGCCCCACCUCAUCACCAGCACUUGGCUUCCAUGGGAUUUGAUCCACGUUGGAUUAUGAUGCAGUCCUACAUGGAUCCACGUAUGAUGUCUGGAAGACCACCAAUGGACAUGACACAGAUGCACCCUGGUAUGAUGCCAACAAAACUAAUGAGAAGAGAUCAGAUGGAUAAUUCUGGUUCAGGGUCUGAAUCAUUUGACCAUCUGUCACGACCAGCCAGGGAUCAUACUAUUCAGUCCACAGAGCCUCGAAUGGUGUGGAACUCAGAACCUUAUCCUCAUACAGAACCACAGCAAGCUACUACCCCUCCAGUAAUAGUGGAAGAAUCGAAAGAUUCAAGGUCUGAGGUGACUAUUGAACAAGAGAGAAAGACAUCUGGUUACUCAACAGAAAAGAGACAAUUAUCACCACAUUUGAAUCUGUUGAACCAGGAACUUUUCAGGGAAAAGACAGAUGAAGAAAAGGGAAAGUUUACAAGCAAAUCACUGGAAGAUAUUCAGCCUGUUCACACAGACAAAGUGGCUGACACUGUGAACUUGGAAUCUGUAGAUUCGGCUGUGACACGGGGCUCACAGGAGGAACCUGUCUUACAGGCAGAAACUCGAACAGUCUUAAAGAGAAGUCUAUCCCAUGGGUCAAACCAUUCACUGAAGUUGGAGGAUCAGAAGGGUGAUUCUCUCCCAGUUGUAAUUAAAAUACAAAAUCGGUCUACUGAAACAAAAGAUCAGCAAGACAAGCCAGAAGAAAAAUCAAAAAAAGAAAACAAACCAUUUGAGGGAAUGAAGAAUGAAAAGCAAUUUAGAAGAGAGUCCAGGUAUGAUACACGUUGGGGUCCUAGACCAGGAUCUAGUAGGAGAGAUGAAGGCUACAUGAGGCCAGUGCGACGUUCUGGCCCAAUCAAAAAGCCUGUGCUAAGAGAUAUGAAAGAAGAACGUGAACAAAGAAAGGAAAAAGAGGAACGUCAUUCCAUUCCAAUCAAAGGUAAUAAAGUUGCAAAAACUGAAAAGAAAGAACCAUCUCAGUCAAUCAAAAACAUCAACAAACCCGAAUCUGAAAAGUCUCUUCCUGACAAUUCUGCGCCAAUAGUUAAAAAGGCAUGCCAGGAUGUAAAGCCAUUAAUAGAUAAAAGUGAGACACAUCCACCAGUCACGGGAGUUAGCAAAACUAUAAGCAAUCAAGCUACUUCAGCCCCAGCACCAAAAGAUGAGAAGCAAGAGAAACCACAUGCUAAGAAUCAGAUCUCAGAUAGGCAGCGUAUUGAUAACAGAUUUCCUGUCAGGCGGGAUCCUGGUUUACCCCCACGUAACUAUCGGAAAGAAGUUAGGGAGCAACGUGACUGGUUUCCUGACCAGGGAUAUAGGGGAAGAGGCCGUGGAGAAUUUUAUUCUCGAGGGCGCAGCUUUAGAGGCUCCUAUAAUGGCCGUGGACGUGGAGGAAGAGGCCGCAGCAGAGAGUACCCUCGUUACCGGGAGCCAAGGCAGAGGUCAGAGCAUGUGACAAGUGUACCUUCAUUUAGGCAAAGGGAAGAAAGUGAAACUCGAAGUGAAAGCUCUGAUUUUGAAGAGAUUCCUAAACGCCGCAGACAACAUGGCUCUGAAACAGAUUCUGACACUGAAGCUCAUGAAAGUGCAAGUGAUACAAUUUCUGACAAAGAAAAUCCAGCUAAAGGGAAACGCCUGAAGAAAGAAGGUCGUCCAGAGAAUAAACCCAUUCAAAAGUCCUUUAGAUCUGAAAGUAACUUUAAAGUUGAUAACAGGUCAGCUGAAAAGCCACCCUUAAAAGAGGAUGACAAGCCGAAACCUGGAUUUCUUCCUAGAGGUGAACCCUCAAGACGUGGAAGGGGAGGAAUGUUUAGAGGAGGUGGUAGGGGUGCUGGAGGCCGUGGUGGUUCAAGAUCUGCACCACUGAGGAAGCCAGGGCCUUCUAAUUCAGUGUGGCCUCCAAGGUUAGAGACUUCCAGAAGAGAUGAUGGGGAAACAAAAAAGCUGGACCAUUUUGAAACGCUUCCUUUUGAUAGGAGACAUGUUAAAUCAGAGCGUAAAUUUGACCAUAGUCGGGAACGACUUCGUAAGCAAAGACCCACACGGCCACCAAGACAAGACAAACCACCAAGAUUCAGGCGUUUGAGAGAGAGAGAAGCUGCAGCUAAAGUGAAUGAAACUGUUGCAACUGUAGUGACAAAUGUAAACCCCAGUGGUAGUGUGCAGGAGCACUCACACUCCCUAGAUGUGGCUGGGAGCAAGUCUCCAGAUUUAUCCAAUCAGAAUUCUUCAGAUCAGGCCAACGAAGAAUGGGAGACUGCUUCUGAAAGCAGUGACUUCAACGAAAGGCGUGAAAGAGAUGAAAAGAAAAUGGUGGAUGUCAACUUGCAGGCUUCAACAAAGUCUGGAGAAAGUGGUCUCCUUCCGAAGAGGGAUGCUGCAAAGAGAAGUUUCUCUAGCCAGCGUCCAGGUGCAGAUCGACAGAAUCGUAGAAGCAACAGUGGAACAAGCAAGCUGAACAGAAAUUAUUCUGGGAGUAAGAACGAAAGACGCAGUGGACUGUCAUCAAAGCCUGGUAGAAGGGGGCCUUUUGAAGAGAGAACAGCAAUGAUUGGUAUUGAUCCCACCAGCAGUAACAUGGCUCAUCACCCAGGGGAAAGUAGCAACACAGGCACAGCUCCAAAGCCUACUAAAGAUGCAACUGGAAAGAAAAGAGAAGAAUCCAAAUCAACGAAGAAACCAAAAGAGAAGCCUGAUGCUCUGUCACAGUUUGAUUUGAAUAACUAUGCUAGUGUGGUGAUCAUUGAUGAUCACCCAGAGGUGACAACUGUUGAAGACUCACAGUGCAACACAACUGAUGAUGGAUUUACUGAAGUUGUGUCAAAGAAACAACAGAAACGUCUACAAGAUGAAGAGCGCAGAAAAAAGGAGGAGCAAGUUGUACAGAACUGGAACAAAAAGAAUGUGAAUGAGAAGGGGAGAGGCCAGAAUUCGAAGCUGCCUCCACGAUUUGCAAAAAAGCAGCAACAGGCAGCCCAGCAAACUCAAGUGCAGACACCAACUUCAGUCCAGUCGCAAGUUCAACCCCAGCAACAGCCUGGGACUCUGACUACUGCUACAGUUCCAACUCAAGAUCCAGCACAAAUUCCAGUCGCUACCCCAACAGCAUCUCCAACUGAGACUCCCAUUACAGCUCAAGAGCAAUCCAAGGUGCAAGGAGGAAGCUGUGCAUCAGGAAAUAACACAGAGUGUUCAGUUUCAGGCAAGGCAGUGGCUCCUUCACCGACACAAAGCACAUCAGAAGCAGAGCUGUGGGACAACAAAAUGAGCUCAUCUGCUGUCCUUUCUGAUAUCACCACAAAAUUGGGACCCAUUAGUCCUCCACAGCCUCCACCUGUCAGUGCUUGGAAUAAGCCCUUGACUUCUUUUGGAUCUUCCCCAACACCUGAGGGAACAGCUUCUAGUCAGGAGGGUGGAAUUGAGCUUGCCAUUGAUUCAGGUCAGUUGGCUGCACCAAAAAGUAGCACCACCGCCAGCACCACCACAACAGCCACAACCACCACCACUACUGCUACAGCUGUUGCAGAGUGUGAAGUGACCCUAACGGAAAAAGCAGCUGAGAAUAAGUUACUAGAGCCAAAAGAACAGAGACAGAAGCAGCCUCGUGCAGGUCCAAUCAAAGCACAAAAGCUCCCAGAUUUGAGCCCGGUGGAUAACAAAGAACAUAAACCCGGUCCCAUUGGUAAGGAACGCUCGAUGAAAAACAGGAAAGCCAAAGACGUACAGCAAACAGAAACAGAAGGAAAAGACGAGUCUCCACCUGCUACCGUCGGGAGCCCAGAGCCUGCAGUAACACAGGAGCCUAAGGUGGUAACUGAAUUGAGCACGGAAACAAAGACUAUGAUCUCUGUGCCAACACCAGAAUUUGAGGAAAAUUCAAAGGAAUCCUUGACUGAUUACACAGCGCCUUCCUCAUCACUGCCAGAUUCUGUCUCAUCUGGCAGUAGCAAAAUAGAGGAUUCCCUGGUCAGCAAUAUGGAAUGUGCACGAAAGGCUUGGGAGAAUUCACCAACAGUAGGAGACAAAAGCUCUCCAGUGACCUCUACAGCAUCACCAAUCAACAGUGGUAAUGGAGGAAGCAGUAACACUUACAGUUCCUUCUCCAGUGCUUCCAUGCCUCCUAUUCCAGUAGCCUCAGUCACACCCACUACAUCCUUGACAGGAACAGGGACAUAUACUACCUCCUCGCUGAGUACAAAAGCAACCACCACCUCCGAUCCACCCAAUAUUUGUAAAGUAAAACCUCAGCAACUGCAAAACAGUAACAUAGCCCCUGCAAGCCAUUUCUCGCAGCUAGGCUGUGUAACAUCACUCAUCCCCCCGCAACAACAAAGUCCACAGGUGUAUGUCUCCCAAUCUGCAGCAGGGCCUGCAGGACAGAUCCCAACCUUCUAUAUGGAUACCAGCCAUUUGUUCAGUGCACAGCAUCCCCGCUUGGCUCCCCCAUCUCUGGCACAGCAACAAGGCUUCCAGACAGGCCCUUCACAACCAACUGCAGUUCAACAGAUCUCAAUACCUAUAUAUGCACCAAUUCCAGGUCAGCCACAGGCUCAGCUGAGCUUAGGAGGGGGCCCUUCUGUCUCACAGGCCCAAGAAAUGUUCAACACAUCCUUGCAGCCUUUUAGGACCCAACAGGCUUUCAUGCAAAACAACCUCUCUCAGCCAUCCCCUGUAGUUCUGUCGGGUACAGCUUUACACAACUUUUCUGCAGUUCAAGCCCAAGACCUAGCUAAAGCUCAAUCUGGCCUGGCAUUUCAACAGACUUCCAAUGCACAACCCAUUCCUAUCCUUUAUGAGCAUUCAUUAAAUCAGGCGUCAGGUCUUGCUGGUUCUCAACUUAUUGAUACCCAUCUGAUACAGGGGAACUCUAAUCAGUGGCAUGUGCAGGGUCUGAGAACAGGAGAAGCCGAGGCAGGCAACUACAAUAUAUGCUACCAUACCUUUCAACAUUAUCAUAGGAAAGCGAGGCCGGGUCUUACUCAGCCAUCCAACCUUUACACAGGUCAGGUUCAGCAACCUGGCCAAAGUAACUACUACAGUACAGCACAGUCACCCAAUGCGGCUCUUCAACAGGUGACUUUACCCCUUCCAGGUUCACAGCUUUCCUUACCUAACUUUGGAUCUGCAGGACAACCCUUGAUUGCUUUACCCCAAUCCCUACAACCUCUACACACUCCAGCACAGGCACAGCCUCACAACCUGAGUAGGCCAACACAGAUCAACCAACCCUUUAGGGGUCUAAUUGCAACAGGAGCACAGGCUGGUAUGAUUCCUACAGCAGGCAAGAUGCCUGAGAUGGAUCUAAAACCUUAUGGAUGUAGUGUAGAUGUAAAACCAGGAACACCACCAAUCAGUGUACGAAGUAUCACACCAACCUCCAGCCCAUUCAGAGCCAGUUCUACAAGUCCAAACAGCCAAUCCAGCAAGAUAAACAAUAUGGUCUAUCAGAAACAAUUUUCCUCUGCAGCAGGGGUUCGGAUUGCACAGCCAUUCCCAGCACAAUUCCCACCACAGAUGCUUUCCCAACCUAACCUGGUCCCUCCAUUGGUAAGACCUCAUGGAAAUACUUUUUCAGCUCCUGUUCAGAGGCCUCCAAUGCCCCUGGCAAAUCAGAUGCAACCUCAAAUGACCACAGGUAUCAUCUGCCAUACUCGUCCUCAGCAUACACCAAGGGUUCCUUCAGGACCUACACAGGGGAUCCGUGGAAACCAGGCCCAAGCUGCAAUGAUGGCUGAACAGGAUUUGAAGGCUAAGCAGCGUGCUGAGGUACUACAGUCCACACACAAGUUCUUCUCUGAUCAGCAGCAACAGCAAAUCAAACAGCCAAUGAGCAAAGCUCACAAAAAUGACAGCAAUGGUAGUAAACCGACUGAGAGCGGAACAAGCGUUACAAGCACUAGAGAGGAGAAGGUGGAAGAAAAACCCAAUUCAAGUCAGGCUCCCAUGUCAAAACCCGUUCGAACUGGACCAAUCAAACCUCAGGCAGUUAAAACAGAAGAAACGAAAUCCUAAAUUGCUGAUAGAACAGAGUAGAUGUUCUAAACAUCCUUGGGGUGUAAUGAGAGCUCUUCUCUGUGAGAUAAGAGCAGAAAAAUAGAGCUCAAAACAUGAAAUUUCUUUUAUAACAAAGAAGUGAGAUGUGAAGUAGUUAAGUGAAAGCUGAACUAUCUUGAAAUAUGCAGAAUCAGAUAGAUCAUUAUUUUGAGCAACAGUAAAGCCCAGAUGUGUAAACUAAUCCUAUGAUGAACAUUAGUGUUGACUUUUGAAUCUUGAAAAUUUGAAAAGGCAAUGUCUGACUUGUGUGGCAUUUCUUUUCCUUGAGAUAAUCACUGAAAUUAGGUAAGAUUGGCCAGGCCGGUGAAUGGAGGCUGACCAGUUUUACACUUUUUAAGACAAUUUAAUAAUCCUCUUGUUAAAAUGUAUCAUUUAAAUUUUUUUGUAAACUUAAUUACAGUAAAGACUACAGUGAUUCACCUGUGACUGAGUUAAGCUCCCUUUUUGAGCCUAUUAAAUUCCAAUUGUGUUUAUGCAUACACCAUUUUAAUCACAAGUCUAAUAUUGCCUUUUUUGAUUGUAUGCUAGUAUUAUAGUUGUAGGAUGUACUGUAUUAUACUAUGUGAAUGUAAGAUAUCUUGUCUAUCUGCUUAUGAUCAAUCAUUAAUUAGUGACUGUGCUAGCAACACAGCUGUUUUUAUUACAGAAAACUUACCCAGGUUUGAUACAAAUAAGACACUGAUGAAGGUACAAAACAAUAGAAAAUUGCUGUUAUUGGUAUUCUGAAACCUUGGCACAAAGCGUGAGCUAAAAGAUUGAUUUAUUGAUGUGUAUAUUUUUGUCACAUGGCUGGGGUGGCACUGGGAAAGCUACACUGCUGAAAAGGCUGCUUAUCAGUAAAGUGUUUUGGCAGUCAAUUUUAUUUGCUUACUUUGAAAAUUCAGCUGUGAUGUCUGACUUUUGAGAUUUGUAUUCCACCUGUACUGUGUAUUCGUUUGGCAUUGUACAGAAGUUAACAGCCAUAUUGGUAUAGAAAUAUUAUACUUUAAUUUUUUCAUUUGUACAGGGUUAACGCACUAUUAAAUAUGUACGAUCUUAUUUACGAUUAAUUUGGUUUGGUUACCUAACUAAUAAAAAUAUGCUCAAA